Molecule: messenger RNA, 3102 nt
Organism: Cololabis saira (Pacific saury)
Lineage: Eukaryota; Metazoa; Chordata; Actinopteri; Beloniformes; Belonidae
Gene: acvr2ba
Product: activin A receptor type 2Ba
Exons: 10
Coding region: 117-1793 (558 amino acids)
Biological process (GO): activin receptor signaling pathway; protein phosphorylation; cellular response to growth factor stimulus
Cellular component (GO): plasma membrane; activin receptor complex
Molecular function (GO): activin receptor activity; activin binding; ATP binding
Source: RefSeq, a predicted model, not a curated record
CGGACCCGGACCCGGGGUUAGGGUCCCCGCAGCGGAGCUCCUGCGCGCCCCGGGCUGGUAAAUGCUGGAGGAUCCGGGGGAACCCACGAGUCACGCUGGCUGGUGGAGCCGCGAGGAUGUGGGCGCGCUGCGCGCCCCCGCCGCUGCUGCUGCUGGUGCUGGUGCUGGUGCUGGGAGCUCCGUGCACAGGGCUGAGCCACGCCGGGGCCGACACCACCCACUGUCUGUAUUACAACGUCAACUAUGAGAUGGAGAAGACCAACCAGAGCGGCGUGGAGCGCUGCGAGGCUGAGGCGGACAAACGCUUGCACUGCUACGCCUCCUGGAGGAACAACUCGGGCUCCAUUGAGCUGGUGAAGAAAGGAUGCUGGCUGGACGACUUCAACUGCUACGACCGGCAGGAGUGUGUGGCCACGGAGGAGAGUCCUCAAGUCUUCUUCUGUUGCUGUGAAGGGAACUUCUGCAACGAGAGGUUCACACACCUACCGGACAUCGGCGGACCACGUGAGUCCAGCACACCUCGGGUCUGGGUCUGGAGGGGAUCCAGGUCUGCGGUCCGGCUGAUCCGGUGUUCACGUCCGUGUGUUCUGUGUGUGUUAGUGAUCAACGGCCCCCCCAGCGCCGCUGGAGUGCUGAGCAUGCUGAUUUACUGUCUGCUGCCCGUCACCAUGCUGUGCGUGGUUCUGCUCGCCGCCGUCUGGAUGUACCGGCACCGGAAACCUCCAUACGGACACGUGGACAUCACCGAGGACCCCGGCCCCCCCUCCGGGUCCCCCCUGCUGGGGCUCAAGCCCCUGCAGCUGCUGGAGGUGAAGGCCCGGGGCCGCUUCGGCUGCGUCUGGAAGGCCCAGAUGUUGAACGAGUACGUGGCCGUCAAGAUCUUCCCCAUCCAGAACAAGGAGUCGUGGCAGAAUGAGAGGGAGGUGUUCCUGACGCCAGGUAUGAGGCACGAGAACAUCCUGAGGUUCAUCGGAGCCGAGAGACGAGGGAGCCACCUGGAGACGGAGCUGUGGAUCAUCACGGAGUUCCACGAGAGGGGCUGUCUGUCGGACUUCCUGAAGGGAAACGUGGUCAGCUGGUCGGAGCUGUGCCACAUGGCUGAGUCGAUGGCAUGUGGCCUGGCGUUCCUCCAUGAUGACAUCCCCCAGUUCAAAGGAGAGGAACACAAACCGGCCAUCGCUCACAGGGAUUUUAAGAGUAAGAACAUACUUCUGCGUUCAGACCUCACCGCUGUUAUUGGGGACUUUGGCCUCGGUGUCAGCUUUGAGCCAGGGAAACCUCCUGGAGAGACACAUGGACAGGUGGGCACCAGACGUUACAUGGCCCCGGAAGUUUUAGAAGGAGCCAUCAACUUCCAGAGAGACUCUUUUCUUCGAAUCGACAUGUACGCCAUGGGCCUGGUGCUGUGGGAGCUGGUGUCCCGCUGCAAGGCUGUCGACGGUCCGGUCGAUGAGUAUAUGCUGCCAUUUGAGGAGGAGGUGGGCCAGCAUCCAUCUCUGGAAGACCUACAAGAAGUUGUGGUCCACAAGAAGAUGAGGCCAGCCUUCAAAGAGCUCUGGCUCAAACACAGCGGUCUGGCUCACGUCUGUGAGACCGUGGAGGAGUGCUGGGACCACGACGCCGAGGCCCGCCUUUCAGCCGGCUGUGUAGAGGAGCGGAUCUCCCAGAUCCGGCGCCUCACCACCACCAUCGCUCCCCCUACUUCCGACAACCACGCUCUGCUGGUCUCCUCCAUCACAUCUGUUACCAUGGUAACCAAUGUAGACCUGACGCCCAAAGAGUCCAGCAUAUGAAGCUCUGUGGAGGCCUGAUGAUGUUACAGCUGAUUCCCUCAACGCUCAACUCCCUCAGAAAAAGAAAAACAAAGACUGAAUGAUACAUGAAUGCGCACAUGAGAUCAUCUGUUCUCUGUGGAAUGUUACUGGUGACAGAGCAGCUGCUAUUCUAUCGUUCUGGACCAUUUUUUUUAAACUUUUGUUGGGGUUUUUGUGGCUUCCAGCACAGAUGACCAGCACACAUCCUUGUUUCACCUCCAUGUUUAUCUCCGUGUCAAAUCAUUCACGUCUUUUUAAACAAGUGUGUGUUUUAUGUGAACAAGGACUCACCGAACCGCAUUCAGGUCCCAGCUCAGCGAAUGCCCUCUGAUCUCCAGGUACCCCAGUGACCAGGGUUUCUGCUCACACUAAUGUUUUUCUACUGUCUUCACAUCGGGAUUUUAUCUACCGACCUGGCAACCAUCUACCAUCAGCUGGCUGUUGGGAGUUGUUUCUUUUUUUUUGUUUCUUUUUUAACUAUGAUGCUGAAAAACCUUUGUAGGACUGUUACACCACGAACAGACACCCACGGCAAACUUUACAAGUUUAAACUUUUCCUACCUACUUCUUGGACUCUUUUGGUUUUUAUUGGUGUGUGAUCACAUGCUACUGUUAACACCAAGCAAACCUUCGGAUCCAACGGGUUGCAUCCAUAAAGAGCAGAAAUCCAGGUGUUUUGUGUUGAGCAGUUUGGAUUGGAGGCUGAGUGUGGAGAGAGGUGUGAUGGUGUGAUGGCUGUUAGGAGGCUGAAGCCUUGCAACCAUCGGCCACAGCAUCUCGCACGGUUAAGAAACAAAACUUCUCAGGUAACCAGGUCUACAGGGCCCGGGCGUCUGACGUGAUGUGGGGGUGUAGGUUUCUGCUGUGUGGAGAGGGCGGGGCAGGUGAGCCCACCGGGGGGGGGGGGGGGGUAUCUGAGGGUGCUCAGAGCCGCUUGGCUGUCCUGAAUAUAUAAACUUGCAAGGUGCUGAAACGAACCAAGGAGAACACAUUUGACCCUGAAAGUGGUGCAACACCAAUGUGCAUGGUGUGUUUAUGCAUUCAGGUGUGUGUGUGUGUGUGUGUGUGUGUGUGUGUGUGUGUGUGUGUGUGUGUGUGUGUGUGUGUGUGUGUGUGUGUGUGUGUGUGUGUGUGACCUGAAGGUCAGUGACAGGUCUGAGGUUUUUGACCGUUCUGCUGCAGUGGCUGCGUUUACAUGGGACGUUUAAUUCCUCUUUAAUCCAGAAUUAAAAUUAAAUCCGACAUAAAAUGAGUAAAAAUGACCAUGUAAACACCUAAUUCCAAAUGA